This is a messenger RNA of Moneuplotes crassus, 4838 nucleotides long. The record is from the annotation of a GenBank genome assembly. Lineage: Eukaryota; Ciliophora; Spirotrichea; Euplotida; Euplotidae.
AUGAGUUCUUUACAUAAAGCAAGGAUUGAUAAGCCAUCUUCAAGAUCAGAAGUUGGUAGCAAGAGUACUAUAAAGAGUUCCCAAGAUAUCACAAACAUUCUUGACUUGGAUUUGAAGGGAAAACUUACCACUGUGAUCCUCUAGCUACCUUAAAGGAUCAAUCCGACGUUGAUUCAGCUAAGCUUCUGAUUAAAUGGGUAGACUUAAAAUUUAGCAAGUAUCUUAACGCAGAGGAUAUUCCCAUAAAGGAUCUGGGAAAUGAAGAAGAAAAAGAGGCAGAUGGUCAAAGUAUGGGGAAAGAAGUUAGUGAAAGCAUUAAAAUGGAUCAGAAGUUCAAAUCUGUCCCUCAUGGAAAAUCUGGCAGAGUAGCAAGACCACAUUGUGACGAAUUUGGAAAUGCUGUGACAAGCCCGGUCCACCAUACUAAGGAUAUUGAGACUGACCUCCCAAAUAUCCUAAGACUGUUCAGACAACAAUUACAUAUCUUCGUCGAGGAGCAAAAUGAAUCAAAUAUGAAACGAGGUGAUUUCGAAAGAAUGGGCAAUCUUGCAAAUCCUUCAGAACCUUUUGACCAAGCUGAUAACAAGUUUGGAGAAGAUGAAGACCAGCUCCAGACAGAAGGGAGAAAGUCUUACAUGAAAAUCAAAACCAGAAAGAACUGGCCUCCUACCAUGGAAGAUUUACUUGAGUACAUCUCUAUUUAUUCUCAAAUGAACAACAUAAAAUUUACUGCUCUAAAUUACGAAGAAUUUUAUGAGAAGAAGAGUAAAAAGAACAAUAAAAAGGGAUCUAAUUUUAACAAGCAAUUGAAAACUUCUAAAACUCCCAAAAUUCGUGGGGAUAGUGAUGUAGGUACAUUCAGGAAAGAGAGUUCAAGAGAUACCAAGAAUUUGACUAGAUCCAAAAAUAUCUCAUUGAAAACUCAGGAAUCGACCCCAGAAAACCAAGAUAUCAAGCUUCUGCAAGACCUCAUAGAUAGUGUGUGACUAAUCGAAGUUUUAGAAUCGGACGAGAGAAAGAGUAGCACCACUAGAAAUACAGAGUUUAAUCUCAGAUUCAAUUUCGACCAGUUCUAUAAAGUUUUGUUUGAAAGCUCCUGCAGAGACCAUGAAGGUGUUAAAUUCCUUGACUCAGAUAAUUAUGAACAAGAUGAGAUGAUCAGAGCAAUCAUAAGGUCGAUGAACUUAAAAAUUGCUUCAAGAAGUGAAGAUGUCAUGCAGACUAUCGAUGUUCUGGAGUACUUCGUGAAGAUGCUUACAGAAAUCCCAAAUAAAGAGUUGACUAGAUACACUCUCGAACUCUUGAACGAGAUAUUGAAGGGAGACUUCAUUUUGCAGGGAGAAAAGCCUUUUAAAAGUUUCUACUGUGUUAUAUUUUACCUCUGUAAUGGAUUUAAGCAACUCGAAAGUAUUCUAUGGGAAAUGUGGCUUCCAAUGGAGAUACAGAUAAGCGGUAAAAGGCAAAGAUCAAGUGUAGGAGUCAAUAAUACAACUUCUUACCAACCUGACAAAAUGAUUUUGCAAUCAAAUAUUUAUGAUCCUCAAGUUAAAGAAUCUACCAGAGAGGUUGAAAAGAACAAUGACAUGGAUGAGCAUAAAAUGAAUUAGAAAAUCUUCACUCAAAGGGACUGAACUUGAUUGGGAAUUUUAUGAUAUAAUCAACAGCAUUUUGGAAUACUCAAAUGUAGUCCUAAACGAUAUUGAGAUAUUUGCAGGCCCAGAAAUCUAUAGUUCUAUCUUAAGAAAUUUUCAUCAUGUUCUUCCAGAUGAUGCUAUUGAUAAAAUGCUAAACGCUAUUUACAAAAUUACCAUAGAUAAAAACCAUAGAAUUAGCAACGGAAGAUACAAUGCAAUGUUUUCCAAAGAUCUCAUUCGUACAUUUGGAAAUAUUUUUUGCUUAUAUUGUUUGAACAUCACCUCUACAGAUCACCAAAUGCAGUCAAAGUAUUUCAACUUAUUGAUGAAAUUGAUAUAUCACAACAUCUUACUCGUAAACGAUAAAACUCUUCACAGUGCAAACCUGUCUAGUGAUUUUGACGCCACUAAGGACAAGACUUCCUUCUUUCAGAUGAACAGAGGGCACGGAAUAGUAAAAGACAGGACCUUAAACAAGAAUGUUAGAAAGAUAUUGCUCAAUAACCCUUCUAUAUUUGAUGACCUUCAACUUUGUUUUGUAAAGCUUGGCCAGAAUAGCAAGAUGCUCGGAGAAGAAGUAUAUAAAGAGAGGAUGAUUCAAAUCAUUUUCAUCUUUGUUUAUAUGCUUAUUUGUUCCAAAGAUCACAAGGAGAUAGACCCAAUUGAGAUUAUAAUCCAGAGCAAGGAUUACUUGUUCAAAUAUCCACAUACAAUAAAAUAUGGAAUGUUACUAUUCAUGCUCUUGUUCAGUGACAAGUAUAACAAAAGCUCAUUUGACUUUAAAAAGUUGUUCAUCAAUUCACAUACUGGUGUGGAAUCCCUCAUCAUGAAGCUAAACGAAUCAGAGAAUGAAGAGCAGUUGAUCAGAAAUAUCUACCUUGUAUGUCUACUAUGCCUUGAGACAUCAAAAGAACUUAAGUCAAAGGUUAUCAGUAAAAUUGACCUCUUGAGAUUAUUUGACAGCAUAAAGGUCAGUGAUAUCACUAUUGAGAAUCAGAAAUAACCUCAUCAGCUAUAUUAUUGAGAUGUGAUGCCUCUCAAACGAGAUGCUGUACUUCCCAGUUCAGGAUCAACUUGUCAUAAAAGGUAUGUUUGAUAGUUCAGAAAUGAAAUUUGUCAAAGAUGUGAUAGAUAGCGUCAUAAUGAACAUUUCUGAGUUUCUUCCAAAAGAUGAUGAAGACGACAUCUUCUACACUGAAAAUGAUUUCUUAUCAGCUUCCCAAGCAAACUUCUGUGCAUAUGUCGAAGAUGAUAUAGAAGAGACUGUUAGAGAAGCUUUUGCAUUCAUAGAGUCAGAUUUCCUAAACUGAAUGUUUAUCAUAUUGUUCCAGCUGGAUAAGCAAUUACAAGUUGAGUUCCUCCUCAGUCUCAUACCCCUAAUAGAAGAGAGAAGUGAGUGAAGAAGAGUCUUAUCUAAAAUUGAAAUAUUAGAGUUCUUUCUCAAAAUUUAUCAGUAUUACAGAGACGCUUUGGACAAAAAUAGUCCUGAUUACGAACUUGAUUGAGAAUAUCUUAAUCUCUUAUUAAAACUAAUCUCAUUCAGUCUUGAUAAAGGAGUCUCAGUAGAUGAUGAUAUGUAUCUCUAUUCCUUAAUUAAGAAGACCAAGACAGGUGAAGUCGACGAGAAAUUAUUAGUAAUGCUCUGCAGUCAAAUUGAAUAUUGUGAUAUCCCGAAUAACAUUAAUUUCAAAGAAACUCUAGACUCCUUUGGUCUUGCAGCCUUUGUUUCAAAAGGAAAAGCUCUGCAAAAGGUAGAAAAUGAGAUGUGACUUUCCCCUUACAUCACAAAUCUUCCUAAUAAAAAGAAGGGGUUCAGCCUUGCGUUCUGGGUUAGGUUAAAGAAGCUUUAUGACAACAUGAACCUAAUCUCGGCAUUAAACUACAAGACAGAAAGGAUAGUUACUGUUAGAAUUAAUGUCAUUAGAGAAUUCCAGAAUUUUAAUAUCCAAGAUAGAAUAGGUGCCAGCAAUCUAGGAGAAAAUUAUGGAGAGGCUUUCUCCCGACCUAAAAUUGUGAAAAUCUUAGAGGUUGUCUAUACAAAAGAGGAUACAUAUAUUCAAGAUAAGGCUGAGAUUCCUAUCAACUUUGAGAUAAAUAAAGUUUAUCACGUCUACAUUGAACACAAAAAGAAAAAUUUCAGAAUAUUUUUGAAUAAUCAGAUGGUCUUUGAUACAAACCAAAUUCCAUACUCGUAUCCAGGAAAUUUGGAGCAGCCAAUAACGUUCCAGCUGAGCUCUAUAGACAAAUCGAUCACACCAAUUGAAAUUUUGAAAUCUACUUUGACUGAGAAAGAACGAGAGCUGGUCUAUAAUGCUGGAGAAAUGUGUGAAAAUUCAAUGACUCAUUACUUGCAAAAAUACAAAAAGAGACUGAUAUUAAAAUUUCCUGACAUUAGUGAGUUAGAGCCUUUUGAUGUAAACCUCACUUCCAUGGUUAACUUCAGUAACGAAUGAAGCAAGGUUUCAAUCAAUGAGGUGCAGUUCUCCAACAACAACGACAUGCCUCCCAACUUCAAGUCACACUUAUUGAGAAUUGAUCAACAACAGAAAGAAUUUUACAUUAGGCUGCAGCCUAAAAUUAACAAUUUUAAGACUUGGAAAAUCAUGAAGCCCAUUCCUGAGGAAGCUGAAUUUAUCUACAUCAUGCAUCAUAAUUUGAAGCAAUAUCUUUCUGGAAACAAUAUGUUCUCAAUAUUAUUCAGUUUUAUACAUACAAGUCAAGGAUCCGAGCUGAUAGUUCUAUGAGCAUUGCUACAAAGAAAUCCCUUCUUCUUGAGCCUUCUGUUCGACCUUGGAGGAAUUGAUCUCCUGAAGGACAUAAUUGUCGAGAAACAGCUCAAUAAUAGAAUGGAUGAGAAAAACCUCAUGUACCUUUUUAAUAUCGCUUGAAGUGAAUCUAUUUCUGAAGAGAUUGGGCCUAAGCAAGAAGAGGAGAUCAAAAGGCCCCCUGGUGAUGAAGCGGGCUGUUCCAAAGAAAAUAUUAUCCCAAAAUUCAAUGAAGCAAUGAUGGACUUCCUUGAUAUCCUAAUCCUGAUACUUAAAAAGAGUAAGAACAAGUUGAGGGUUUGAAAAAAGAUAUUGAAGACCCUUGUUUAUUUACUCGAGGAACCAACUAACAAGGAAAAGUUCCAUAACAGAUACGGAAAGGCAAUUUUGACAUCUUUUAUGUCUUAGCAUAAAACUUUGGGAUAAAAUUAGAGUAAUA